Messenger RNA from Spinacia oleracea (spinach), 381 nucleotides. RefSeq lists its product as uncharacterized. The record is from RefSeq and is a predicted model, not a curated record. Bases 1 to 381 code for a protein of 126 amino acids. NCBI's taxonomy places the organism in Eukaryota, Viridiplantae, Streptophyta, Magnoliopsida, Caryophyllales, Amaranthaceae. The transcript has a single exon.
AUGGAAUACUAUACACCUGAGUACAUCAUAUCCUUGAACAAUGCUAUGAAGGUGAAGGAACCAGUGAGUUACAAACAUGCAAGUAAAGAAGUAGGAUGGACAUCAGCAAUGGUUGAAGAAUUGGAGGCACUGAAGAAAAAUGAAACAUGGGAAUGGGCUGAUUUACCUCCAGAUAAGAAGGCUCUAGAUAGCAAAUGGGUGUACAAAGUUAAGCAUACUAGAGAAGGUGAUGUUGAAAGACUGAAGGCUAGGUUAGUGACCAGGGGAGACAAGCAAGAGAAAGGAAAAGACUACAAAUGUACUUUCUCACAUGUGGCAAAGUUUGCCAUUGUGAGAAUACUCAUUUCUCUAGCUACUCUUAGAAACUGGCAGAUACAAUAG